AUGUUGGCACUGACGGCGCCUAAGUCAGUACUGACCAACGUGCUGGGUGUUCAUACGUCAGUUGGUGUGCAGCCAGCAAGUAUAUCAUACAUUCUGCCUGCAGAGUCGGCUAAGCAGUUUCCAAGUCUUUUUAACCAGCUUGACCAGCACAUCACUGUUGCUGAAAGGAACCUUGGCAUUGAAAGCUAUGGCAUCUCCAUGACAACACUUGAAGAGGUUUUUCUUGUUCUAAGUGAAGAAAAUGAAGAGAGUGAAAUUCAUUCUAUGGAAGAUAUAGGUCAUAAAGUAUUAAAAGACAAGUCGUCAUCUUCUUCUCCUCUUCAUACAUCAUCCUCAGAAGUACAAGAGCAAAAUAUGAAUGGAACACAGCAAACUGGAGAUAGGGUUAAUAUUAUGGACACAAAUGGAUUUGCCAUAAAUGCAGUGGAUGUCAAGUAUGACGCCUGGCGAGCAUUCAAGGCCCUGUUGAAAAUCCGCUUCAUUAAUGUCUCUCGGGAAGUGUUAGCAGUUAUCUUCUUAAUUUUUUUCCCCCUUGCCUUUGUUAUUGGAUCAAUUGCCUUGGCUGAUUCUCAGAAUAUAGAAAUAAUACCUGAUAAAGCUCUGCAUUUAGUUCCUGAAAUCUAUGAGCCAAAUCUGUAUGGUUUAUUGCUGCAGAACUCUACAGAUCAUGAACUGUCAGACAUAGAAUCAGUCUUUGAAGCAGCAAAUAUGGCAGUUGAUGCUUACUCAGGCAAUUAUACAAAGAUUCCUGAGCUUGGGAUGCACAUGGCUGCUCUCAAUGUUGCAAGUUUUCCACGGGCCACGAAUGGUGUUCCAGCAAACCUGACUCUUCUGUUUAAUGACACAUACUUACACUCCAUUCCAAUUCUCGUUAACCUUAUUAGUAAUGCUAUACUGAGAUCCCUUGAAGAAACAGAUGUGAUUAAUGUUUCAACUCACCUUCUUCCAAGCAUCUUGGAGAGUGUCAGUUUUGACGUCUCGACAUUUAUGGCUCCAAUGAUGAUUGGUUAUACUUUCUCACUGAUCCCAGCUGGGCUCGUUAUUGAUCUUGUAUAUGAUAGAGAGGUAAGUGAUUACACUUUUCACUAGAUGAAAAUGUGUAAUUUCUUAUGUGCACAUUUUUUUCAAUGAAAAGAUUAAGCAGUGUACGUGAGUAAAAUGGUUGAGAUGUGUUUUGUGGGAUGAUUGAAGACAGGGUAUUUAUGGAAGGAUUGGUGGAAUGUGUAUGUGAGAAGAGAGUUAGUAUUAAUGUACAAGAGUACAGUAAAGCCUCUAUGUAACAGACUAAUUUGGGGGGUAAGGACUGGUGGCUGUAAUGGCAGUUGUGUAACCAAUGGACUUCUUUCUUCAGUUACAAAUCAGGUAGCCUAGUGAAUUUUUGUUGUUUUUCAGAAGUUCAUUGUAUACAUAUCAUUUACAGUAGGGCUCCACUUUAUGACAUUUGCCAAUACAGGCAUUUCAAAUUAUGGCCAAAAUUUGUUAUACAGCUCCCUCCCUGAUUCGCUAUUACAACAUCCACACACCAUGUUUGUCUACAGCCUCUGUGAGCUCUGCGUCUCUCAAUUAUGUCUUGAAACUUUCCAAAAUUUCAAGUGUUUUAAAGUUAUUGCAUAUAUUAUAUAUACAGUAGGGCCCCAGGUUAGGUUAGGUUCCAAGCUACUACCAGAAAGCAGAACACCAUUUUUUCCACUUAUAAAUGCAUAUAAAUGCCAGAUAACAAGAUUACACUAGCAUAUAUUAAUUUAGCAAUCAAACUAGGCACUAAUAAACAAUAAAACGUAAAAUACACUCACAGUACACUCAUUACUUACCUCAAAAUAUUUGCAGUCUUAAUGUAGGGUGAGAGGUGAGUAGUAUUUAUUGUAAGAGGUCAGGUGUGGUAGGUAUGGCCACCCCACCCAUACGCAACACAGUGGAACCCCAGAUUUCGUCCUUAAUCCAUUCGAGAAGGUCAGUCUAAAUCUGAAACAGACAAAAACCAAAGCAACAUUUCCCAUAAGAAAUAAUGUAAAUACAAUUAAUCCGUUCCAGACACCCAAAAAUAUUAACAAAAAAUAAAUUUUUUCACCCUUAACCCCUUGACUGUCGCAACCCCCAAUCCUGAGGUGUCAAGUGGGUUUCGAUAACGUGGAUGGGGUAAAAAUACUCACAUAGGCUGGUUUGUACGUAUAAUAUAUAACGGGAAGUAUAGGAAAGCACCAACAGCCGACCUGCCUCUCUCUGCUCCCUUUCUUCGACUGACCCACAAGUGCCUACAGGGUGAGGGGUGUUUGAAAUCCUUCUAUGGUCAGCAGCAAUAUGAACAGUCAAUGAUUCACGCAGAUGGUUGGUAGUGAGUCAUCUACUGGUACACUGGUUACUGGUAACUGGUUACUAGGAACUGGUACUACUGCUGAGAGCUCGGCGACACUAACGUAUGUCGUCCCAACAUACAGCUACUACAAACUAGAGACGGCAGGUGUACGGCUUGGGCUGAUUCUAUACAAUGUCAAAGUACACAACAUACAUAAGUAGAAUAUUGGAAUGGAAGCUUACGUAAUUGAAACUGUAAUAAAACUGUAACGCAUUACAAGGUAUGAUAUAGCACAACUCAUUGAAUGAAACUCAACAUUGGGAUUACACAAUAGAAGUGAUAAAAAAAAAUUUGAUCGAUCGAUCUGUAUUCAUGUGAUCUACGGAUUCUGAGGAAGGAAUAUAUACAAAGAAAGAAGUGUUUAACAGAAAGGCAGAUUCGGCGCACUCAAAUCUAGACUGUUAACUCUCAGAAUUUGGAGAGAACAUGAACACAAAAAAAAAAUUCUUGAAUACUGAUAAGUGAUACUGUAAUUAUUCAUCUAUACAGGUUAUUUACAUUUAACCCCAACUCUGCUAGGGUGAAAUUGAUAUAUGCAGAAUGGGUGUCAUCUCUGGGAGGAUCAAACUCUGUUACACUGGCUAACUCAUGCUGUAUUUGAGGCAAAUCUGAAUUGGUAGUUACAAAUAAUACUUGAGGAUUUCUCAAUACCUGUCGUGUACGUAGGGAAUAACGACAUUCAGGUUGAUCGUCUGACUGAGUAUCAGAGGUAGAGAGU
This is a messenger RNA of Cherax quadricarinatus, 3071 nucleotides long. NCBI's taxonomy places the organism in Eukaryota, Metazoa, Arthropoda, Malacostraca, Decapoda, Parastacidae. The record is from RefSeq and is a predicted model, not a curated record.